Molecule: messenger RNA, 3232 nt
Organism: Oryzias melastigma (Indian medaka)
Lineage: Eukaryota; Metazoa; Chordata; Actinopteri; Beloniformes; Adrianichthyidae
Gene: kcnk4a
Product: potassium channel, subfamily K, member 4a
Exons: 8
Coding region: 499-2349 (616 amino acids)
Biological process (GO): stabilization of membrane potential; potassium ion transmembrane transport
Cellular component (GO): membrane
Molecular function (GO): potassium ion leak channel activity
Source: RefSeq, a predicted model, not a curated record
CGUAGUGAUGCAGGGUCACGAGAAUGGGGAAACACCUUCCAAGGAGAAAACACUCACUCGUACACAACACACACACACAGCCCCUUGCAGGAUAGCUAGAGAACAGCUCAUGCUGCUGCAGGAGGCCAACUUGGAUAGAAACAAUUACCCAAACUCAAGCUGCUGCUAACCUGACUGUCUGGGUGGAUCUUUGAUCUUCUGGACCUUUGUGUGCAAAAGGGUUUGAGUGGCUUAAACAGGAGACAAAUGGAGCCACUAUUUUCCACCUUUGACCUCUGAGGAGACAGACGAGGGAACAGACUGAGAGAAAAAGUGAAGAGAAACAAGCUGCUGCUUGAUGCAUUCCAUUCUAACAUGGGAUGAGCUCCAGACUCAGAACUUCCUGUUUACGUCCAGCUGUUUCCUCUUGCAUCCUGACCGAGACCCCGACUAGAUCCUGGCCUCUGAGUGAGCUCGCACCCCGAACCCUGGAGGGGCAGGGGUGUCAACUAAGAGAAAAUGCGAUGCACCACCCUCACCACCCUGCUGACGGGGGUCAUGUUGUAUUUGGGGAUGGGAGCUCUUGUCUUUGUCACCCUGGAGACUCCCAAGGAGAGCGUGGCAUUUGAGGAACUGCUCAAAACCAAGAAAGACUUUCUGAUCAAUAACACCUGCGUCUCCGAGUUUGACUUCCACAGGCUUCUGAAGGAUGUGGUGUCAGCCAUGGAGGCGGGUCUGGAUGUUGGCAACCUUCCUUCCAACCUAAGCACACGCUGGGACAUGGCCUCUGCUUUCUUCUUCUGUGGCACCAUCAUUACCACCAUUGGCUUCGGAAACCUAUCACCGCGCACCUGGUUUGGACAGCUCUUCUGUGUCUGCUAUGCCUUGGUGGGUAUCCCCAUGUUUGGCAUACUGCUUGCUGGAGUGGGUGACCACAUGGGCACGGUGCUGCGGAAGGCUGUGGCCAAAAUUGAGACCCUCUUUUUGAAAAGAGAAGUCAGGCCCACUACUGUGCGUGUGAUCUCAGCAGUUCUCUCCAUCCUGAUUGGCUGUUUGAUCUUCCUCGCCGUGCCUACAGUAGUGUUUCAGAGAGUGGAGAGAUGGUCAUUCCUGGAGUCCUUGUAUUUUGUGGUCAUCACUCUCACCACUGUUGGCUUUGGAGACUAUGUACCUGGUGGAGCAAACGAGGGAGGAAAAAUUUUCAAACCCCUGGUGUUGUUGUGGAUAGUGUUUGGUCUGGCCUACUUUGCCUCCAUCCUCACCAUGAUAGGCAACUGGCUGCGGGUUCUGUCCAAGAAGACUCGUGCAGAGAUGGAGGAGUUGAGGGCUCACGCCACCGACUGGACCCAGAACAUGUCCAUGGAUUUUCGAAUCCCAAAUCCUCUGGAAUUCAACGAUCCUUUCCUCCUGCAGCGCAGACGUUGGAAGCGCAGUGAGCGUCGACGGAUACGCCGAGGAGCCCAGGGCACUCUGGGACACUGGACUCGAGGAGGGUCUGAGAACGGACACCUGCCAAAUCACUGGGCCGGUCUCUCAAGUUCCUUGAGUCGUCUGGAGGGCCGUUCAUCACUAGAGAAAGCUGUGGUGGCAAAGUUCAGACCACGGCUGAGUGCUGACACUCAUGUGAUAGUCCGGUCAGCAGCGGGAGGUAGGGAGGAUCCUGCAGUAAAUGUGCAGGGACCGGGCAGGUCGUUUCCUCCAAGGCUUGGCCGCUCUUUAUCUGUCCCGGUGGCCCGCUCCACCUCAGAGCUGGACUCCAUAGGUGCAGCCAUGCCUGACCCAUUCCUCUCUGGAUCUGGUUCUUCAUAUGAUUCCAGGUCCGAUGGCUCUUCCGUGUCGCUGUCGUUGUCCAUAUACUGUAACUUCCAGCCCGGUCAUUCGACCACCAGGAACAGGGAGAAGGAGGAAGUUCCAGUUAAAACUUCACAGGAAAAGAAUGAAGCAAUCCCACCGGAGAGCUUUGAACCUGUAGCAAAUGGUGUGCAGAGUAACAUCAGCACCCCUUGUUUCUCCCAUCUUUCCCUUCCUUUUCCAUCUGAGCUGCCUCCGGGUCUCCCUCCCUCUCCAAGCGACUCCACGCCAGUCUGCCAGCCUCUCGAUUUCUUUGGCGAGAACCUCGCCUACAUAGACGAGUCUUCGGAUGCUCUGAGCGACAAGGUAACGGAGCGUGAGGAGAAGAGAAGGCGGCCACGAAAACCCAAGAGGCGGAGCAUGAGACGACAGUUCCCUCACAGGUCGACCUCCCCCCAAAUAAGCAAGCCCAACAGCGACCUGCUGCCACCAUCCAAUCCACCGACACCACCCCCAGUCUUCUCUGUCUCCGACCUUCCUUCCUCAGGGAUCCACACAGAUUCAGCUCCUGCCCUCUGACAGUCAGAGCCAAGGACCAGUUGUGUCUAAACCAGGGAUUUACAAAUCCAGGCCUCGAGGGCCAGUGUCCUACAUGUUUUUCAACCAAUCUGUCAUUGAAGCUCUUUAUUGGCCAAACACACCUGAUCCAGGUAAUCAGCAGCCGAUAGGGCAGGUUUCUGUUAAAAACAGCAGGAGGUCGGCCCUCGAGGCCUGGUUUUCUGCCACUGUUGUGGUCUUUCAGCAGACUGAGCACCAGCAGCAGAGCGGGAACACCUUGUGCAAUUAUCACCAUCAUGAAUGUAUGAACCAUGUGCUUCACAGAAACAGCCUAGAAUCUAGACUUUUAGGAGGGCAGAAGCUCAGAUGGAUUAACAGGAUUUACUCACCAAGACCAAAACUAUAUCUGCUGGUUUAGAUUUCCAGUUUUAUUCCGUUCUUUAAAGUGGGACUUCACUUUUAUCCAGGUUUCGCUCUUGUUUUACACAGACAUCUUUGAGAGACGCUUGGGGACUCUAAUAAAAUGUGUAAAGCAAGAGAGCCACAUAAUUAAAAGGGAUGACAGAGACCUGCUGUAUUUUGCACAAUUGUCCAAGGAUGUUAGUUAUACGCUGACUUAAUCAGAGACUGCGCACGUUUUGAAAGAGGCCACCCAGUUAAAAAAAAAAGAAAAGAAAAGCAAAAACAAAACCCAGCGGAUAUCCUGCAGUGGGUGGAGAGCCAGAACCACAAUAGAGAACAUUUUCAAAACAAUCCAGUGCCCACAUAUGAUUUUUUUCCUUACAUGUAAUGAUUGCACAUUUGAGUAAACACUGAGGUCAUGCAGUGUUUUAACUGUGCACUGACUUGCUCUCAAUUUAUCUCUAGUUUUUCCAGAACUGAUUAUUAAAAAAUGUAAAACUGA